CCGAUUCCUAGGACUCACGAACAACGAAUUAUGAUUUUCAAUAAUGAAAUUAAUUAAAGUGCACUGAUAUCAAUGACAGGUAAUAUGUCGACCUUUGGGACAAGCAUAAGGUAUAUAAAGAGCGAAUGUUCUGUGUUUCGGUACUCCAUCCAACAUGGCACCGUCUUGUUUUGCUUUCGUGUGUUUGGUUGUCGUGUUGCCUUCAGUAGCUGGCUGGUGGUGGUCUAACGCAAACCAGAACCAGAAUCUGAAUAACAAUGUCAACGUAAACACCGGGUUUUAUGAUCCGCCACCUGCACCCGCUCCAGAGCCCCCGGCACCAAAACCAAAGACCGCAAAAACUGUAGUCCACUCCACUAAGGAUACCGUGGUCAGCAUCAACUUCCAUGCUCCCAUCAAGAACAAAUUUGUACCAACACUGAAUAUCGGCGGCUUCGGUGGCGCAGGACCCGCACCCAAAAGUCCCUCAGCUUCACCCAAGAAGAAGUCACCAAAGAAGGCUCCUAAAAAGGGGAAGAGACCACAGCCCAAAAAGAAGACCCCUUCUCCGAAGAAGUCCAAGGCUCCUAAGCAAAAAGCACCCAAGAGCUCCCCACCUAAGGGGUCAUCGGGAGGUGCCGGAGCUGGCAGUAAAAAGGUUUCUGGUCUUCCCAUGAACCUUGUCUUCAACAACAAUUUCCCACAAAACAUGAUGAACGUCGUCGGGGCUCACAAUAAUGUGAGAGGCAAGGGUGUGCACAUGCCUAAUAACAACGCAGGAGGAACUCAGAAGGUCACCCAGAGCUAUCGUGCUACUGGUGGAAUCCAGACCCAGGGAGGCGCCCAAACCGGCGGUCAGGGCGGACAACAGGGAGGUCAACAGCAGGGAGGGGGUGGCCAAGGCGGAUAUGGAAGAUGGGGUGGCUCUCGGUACACCAAUAUCAAGGCCAUAAAAUACCCAAGCAAUGAUGUCCAGGUCAUCGGAAAUGGAAACGAGGUUCACACCGUUGCUGGACUUUACAAUAAUGUAAAAUACCAGAAGAAAGUCGUUCCCAAGCCCAACCCUAUGCAGGGAAUGCAAUUUAAAUUAUUAUUGAACUUGCUUCAGAAAAUGGUUGUGAAAGUCAACCACGCACCACAAACUACACCCCCACCAGAUACCACUACCACCACCACCACUGAAGCCACCACAACUCCAGCGGAAACCACUACCACUACUGAGGCCACCACGACUACAACAGAACCUACAACCACCACCACCACUACCGAGGCCACAACCACCACCACGGAGCCUACCACCACAACCACUACAGAGGCCACAACCACACCUUUCUCGUUUGCCCAGAAUUCAAUGCUGUUGGAAGCCCUCUUAGCGCAACUCACAGCCGGUUCUAACGUACAGACACAGCAAGCGGCAGUGCUGGACGUUUACGGACGAGGAGGUCAGAAAGCGGUUUCUAUGAGCGCCAAUUCGGGAGCAGGUCAUCAGGCCACCUUAGACAUCUUGGGUGCUGCACAGCAGGGACCUACCACACCUCCACCUUACCUUGACCCAGUGGCUCAGCUUGAUCUUCUUGCAGCUGGUGGAAGUAUAUCCGGAGCCUACGGCACCGGCGCCGGAUUACCUGGAAUUACCCCUGCUCCGGCAGGUACUGCUGGGGCUGUCGAUCUCACCUGGUUGAACAAAUACAUGCCUCAACUGGCUCUUCAUAAACGAGCACCUGUCAAGGUCAUUUCCGGGGGUUACGGCAAAAGAAAGAUCCUGAAGUGAGGUCAUCUUGACUUUCCAACUGUUCUUCAAAUAUUCGUGUCUCAGUCAAAACCACCUUAACAUUGAAUGCUUCUUCUUUAGUUGAAGAAGCAUUGUGAUAGUUACUUAUUUAUCAGUAUUAGGUACGAUCAGUGACCAGAACAUAUGUUUGCCGUAUCAAAAGAUUUUCAUACUUUCGAAACAAAACAGACAUGUAUGAAAUCCGUCUUCUGGGGUACGAAUGUGAUAAACUGCAGGAAUAUUGUGGUGUUCUCCGUGUUAUUUAUUUAUUUGUGUUUUAUUGUCCUGUUGAUUUGGCCUUUUAUUGAAUAAAGCCUUUAAAUUUAAA
This is a messenger RNA of Ostrea edulis (European flat oyster), 2078 nucleotides long. Its product is annotated as mucin-19-like. NCBI's taxonomy places the organism in Eukaryota, Metazoa, Mollusca, Bivalvia, Ostreida, Ostreidae. The record is from RefSeq and is a predicted model, not a curated record. The transcript has 2 exons. The coding region runs from base 155 to 1750 and encodes 531 amino acids.